Messenger RNA from Seriola aureovittata, 2111 nucleotides. It is a transcript of the gene cnga1a, whose product is annotated as cyclic nucleotide gated channel subunit alpha 1a. Gene Ontology annotation, molecular function: intracellularly cGMP-activated cation channel activity; cGMP binding; intracellularly cAMP-activated cation channel activity. The record is from RefSeq and is a predicted model, not a curated record. Lineage: Eukaryota; Metazoa; Chordata; Actinopteri; Carangiformes; Carangidae. Gene Ontology annotation, cellular component: plasma membrane; intracellular cyclic nucleotide activated cation channel complex. Gene Ontology annotation, biological process: monoatomic cation transmembrane transport; potassium ion transport. The coding region runs from base 1 to 1965 and encodes 654 amino acids. The transcript is spliced from 7 exons.
AUGACUUCUUCAGCCACCCUUCCCCGCCUCACUGUGCCGCCUCACACUGCACAACAAAUCGCCACAGACAGCGAAGAGCACAGCAAGAAUGACCUACGUGAAUCAAGUCGUCAUCGUCUGCUCAAUCUGAAUAACAGUAACAACAAUGAAGAAAAGGAGAAGGCAGAGAAGGAGAAAGAAGAGGAAAAAGAGAAAGAAAAGGAGAAAGAGAAAGAAAAGGAAAAGGAGAAAGAGAAAGAGAAAGAGAAAGAAAAGGACAAAGAUAAGCCCAAAGAAUUGUUUGUGAUCAAUCCUGCUGGGAAUCUGUAUUACAACUGGCUGUUUGUCAUCACAAUACCAGUCAUGUACAACUGGACCAUGAUUAUUGCCAGGGCUUGCUUUGAGGAGCUGCAGCAUAACUACAUGAUUUACUGGAUGGUGUUGGACUACACCUCAGAUGUAAUCUACCUGGCUGAUAUGCUUUUCAGGACCAGAACAGGUUACCUCGAGCAAGGUCUGAUAGUGAAAGACGAGAAGCUGCUACGGGAACGCUACGUCAGCAGCUUCCAGUUUCGUCUCGAUGUGUUCUCCAUGUUGCCCACUGACAUCUUCUAUUUCGUCCUCGGCCUCGACUACCCAGAGAUCCGCCUCAACAAGCUGCUGAGAAUUGGCCGCUUGAUGGAGUUCUUCACGAGGACGGAGACUAAAACCAACUACCCUAACAUCUUCCGCAUUGGUAACUUGAUCAUGUACAUCCUUAUUAUCAUCCACUGGAAUGCUUGUUUCUACUUCUCCUUCUCCAAGUUUAUUGGUUUUGGGGCCGAUGACUGGGUUUACCCGGCUCUGGAUGAUCCUGAUGAACCUGACUUUGGGCUGCCCAUGAGGAAGUACUCGUUCAGCCUCUACUGGUCCACAUUGACCCUGACCACCAUCGGCGAAACACCACCACCAGCCCUGGACUCUGAGUUUCUCUUCCAUGUGGUCGACUUCUUAGUCGGAGUCUUGAUCUUUGCCACAAUUGUAGGAAACAUUGCCACCAUGAUCUCCAACAUGAAUGCUGCCCAAGCCCAGUUUCAAGCCCGAAUCGACAACAUCAAGCAGUACAUGCAGGUUCGAAAAGUCAGCAAGGAACUUGAGUUGCGAGUCAUCACUUGGUUUGACUAUCUGUGGAAUAAUGGAAAGGCGCAGGAUGAAAGAGAGGUGCUGAGGUAUCUUCCAGACAAGCUAAAGGCUGAAAUCGCCAUUCAGGUCCACAUGGAGACUCUAAAAAAGGUUCGUAUUUUUGCAGACUGUGAGGCAGGCCUGCUGAUCGAGCUGGUGCUCAAGCUGCGGCCUCAAGUCUUCAGCCCUGGAGACUACAUCUGCAAGAAGGGCGACAUUGGCCGUGAGAUGUAUAUUAUCAAAGAUGGAAAACUUGCAGUUGUUGCUGAUGAUGGUGUCACACAAUUUGUUGUGCUGGGAAGUGGCAGCUACUUUGGUGAGAUCAGUAUUCUCAACAUUAAAGGCAGCAAGGCAGGGAACAGGCGGACAGCAAACAUCCGUAGCAUUGGAUAUUCAGACCUCUUCUGCCUGUCCAAGGAUGACCUGAUGGAGUCACUGACAGAGUACCCGGAUGCUAAAGGCAUGCUAGAGGAAAAAGGCCGGCAGAUCCUAAUGAAAGAUGGUCUGAUAGAGUUGGACCCAUCUAAAAUCUUGCCUGAGGUACAGGAGCUGGAGGAGCAGGUGAACAGACUAUAUAAUACAAUGGAUCUGAUGCAGACCAAGCUGAAGAAAAUUCUGGGAAAUUACAAGAAUGCUGACAAGGCUCUGAGACACCGCAUCACGGAUCUGGAGCGCCUGACAGGAGAAGAGGUAGAGGAGGAGGAUGAAGAGGAAGAAGAGGUGAAAAAGGAAGAGGAAAAGGUGGAAGAGGGGGAAGAAGAUGGGGAGAAAAAGGAAGACGAGGAAAAGGGUGAAGAAGAAAAAGAAGAGGAAGAGAAAAAAUAAGCCUAAAGCUCCUGUAAAAUACCAAGCACUUUUCUAUGUAGCCACAAUAGAAUAUUUCCCACAAAGAUAUCUUUCUUACGGGAGUUGCUUCUUAAAUAGAUCACUUAUACUUAAAAACUGCAAAAGACAAAAAUAACAAACACUAG